Medioppia subpectinata is the source of this 665-nucleotide messenger RNA. NCBI's taxonomy places the organism in Eukaryota, Metazoa, Arthropoda, Arachnida, Sarcoptiformes, Oppiidae. The record is from the annotation of a GenBank genome assembly.
UAAUGGCACUCGAGCACAGUAAGGUUCACAAGACAUUCGUGGCCCGCGUUCUGGUCAACGAAUUGAAUCCGUGGUCAACGGCCGAAGCGACCGGAAAACCAAUUCUAUACGCUUUGAUUCUUCACCGAAUUAGGAAUAAGACAUCGCUUCAGACCAUCGAUGAUAUGACAAAACUAAUCGCGUUAAUCAUCGACGUGUCCGCCGCCGAGAAAAUGCCGCCUAUUGUGUCGCUGGAUCAGCUCUUUUUGUACGUUAUAAGCGAUAAGAAUGUGACCACCGAUGACGGCGUUUACGCAAAGUUUUUGUUCAUCAAGAGUUUGGCUGAGUUAACACCGGACGACAAGUGGCCGGCCAUACAAUCAGAUCCCGUGCCAGUGAUUGUGUAUUUAAUGCAAUACAUGGACUCGUAUUGGCGUCAACCGCACCGCAAACAACUAGUCAUCGAACUCUUGGAUCUGUUUCUCGCGAAGAAGUUCGCGAACCCAUUGACGGACGAAGAGUUCGGUUAUUUGGAGGCAAUGAUGAGCCAAACGUUCAACAGAUACGACCACCAGAAGGCGUCCACUUAUAAGAUAUAUAUGGUUUACUGCGAGCGUCUGUUCCCGAAGCCGAUCGCGGAUGUGAUAAACAUAUCGGAAAACAUAUUCCACGACCAGAUCCUGCAC